This is a messenger RNA of Folsomia candida, 512 nucleotides long. RefSeq names its product 60S ribosomal protein L37. The coding region runs from base 153 to 434 and encodes 93 amino acids. NCBI's taxonomy places the organism in Eukaryota, Metazoa, Arthropoda, Collembola, Entomobryomorpha, Isotomidae. Gene Ontology annotation, cellular component: cytosolic large ribosomal subunit; ribosome. The record is from RefSeq and is a predicted model, not a curated record. Gene Ontology annotation, molecular function: structural constituent of ribosome; RNA binding. Gene Ontology annotation, biological process: translation. The transcript is spliced from 4 exons.
ACCGACAGCGCCACCUUAUUUCACCCCGAGCAAUACCACGGAGCAGUCCACCACCAAUUUCAACCUGAAAAGUCGGCGUGUUCCUCUCGCUCACAUCUUUCUGCACAGAACCGCAUUCUAUCAUCAGACGAGGAUAAAAUCUCUCGUUAAAAAUGACGAAGGGAACGUCAAGUUUUGGAAAGCGCCGUAAUAAGACGCACACUCUGUGUCGUCGAUGUGGUCGCUCAUCUUACCAUAUUCAAAAGUCCCAGUGCGCCCAGUGUGGCUAUCCUGCGGCCAAGUUGCGCUCCUAUAACUGGAGUGUGAAAGCUAAGAGGAGGAAGACCACUGGAACCGGCAGAAUCCGUUAUCUUAAAGUUGUUCGACGACGAUUUAAGAAUGGAUUCACGGAGCCAAAAUUGGGACGCAAAUCCACAAAAGCUGUCAAGGCAUAGAUAAAUAUUCCUAAUUUUAAGAUUCGUACUGUAUCCGGACAGUAAUUGUGGUAAUAAAACUGCUUUUGUUAUGGAAUA